UUUCCUCUUGUGCAGGCCUGGCUGUGGCAGAGUGCGGAGGUUCCGUUUAUCGGUCUUUUCAUUUCUCAGGCUUCGCGUUUGUUCCGUUUUAGCCGGAUGAUAAAGCGAGUUAGACGCUGUAAAAGCCGGGACAAGUCGGUGAGCUCUGUAGGCGCGUGUGGAGAGGCGGAGGACGGAGCCCGGAGCCGGAGCCCCAGCGCGCUCUGAUGCUACCUGAUACCCUGUGACACCUGUGUGAGGAGACUGCGACCCCCCCCCCCUCCUCCUCCUCCUCCUCCCCUUCCCCGACACAAUGUCUGGGCUACAGACGCCAUGGCCGCCGGGUACUGAGUGUGUGGCUAAGUAUAACUUCCAGGGCACCACAGAGCAUGAUCUGCCCUUCUCUAAAGGAGACGUCCUCAGCAUCAUCGGCGUUACUAAGGAUCCCAACUGGUACAAAGCAAAGAACACGAUGGGGAAGGAGGGAACGAUCCCUGCCAACUACGUGCAGAAACGAGAAGGAGUAAAGUCAGGAGGGAAGCUGAGCCUGAUGCCAUGGUUCCAUGGAAAGAUUACUCGGGACCAGGCAGAACGGUUGCUCUACCCCCCGGAGACGGGGCUCUUCCUGGUGCGCGAGAGCACCAACUACCCCGGCGACUACACGCUGUGUGUGAGCUGCGAGGGCAAAGUGGAGCACUACCGCAUCAUCUACCACAACGGCAAGCUCUCCAUCGACGAGGAGGAGUACUUUGAAAAUCUCAUGCAGCUGGUGGAGCAUUACACCAAAGACGCUGAUGGACUGUGUACUCGACUGAUCAAACCAAAGCUCAUGGAGGGAACAGUAGCAGCGCAGGAUGAGUUUUCCAGGAGUGGCUGGGCUCUCAACAGGAAGGACCUGAAACUCAUUCAGAGCAUCGGCAAAGGAGAGUUUGGAGAUGUAAUGGUGGGAGAUUACAGAGGGACCAAGGUAGCCGUGAAGUGCAUCAAACACGACGCCACAGCGCAGGCUUUCAUCGCCGAGGCUUCAGUCAUGACGCAGCUGAGGCACAAUAACCUGGUGCAGCUGCUGGGAGUGAUCGUGGAGGAGAGAGGGAGCCUCUAUAUUGUCACUGAGUACAUGUCAAAGGGCAGUCUGGUGGACUAUCUGCGCUCUCGAGGCCGUACUGUGCUUGGGGUCGAGUGCUUACUCAAAUUCUCACUUGAUGUGUGUGAGGCGAUGGAGUACCUCGAGGCCAAUAACUUUGUGCACAGGGACCUCGCGGCACGAAACGUUCUGGUAUCCGAGGACAACAUCGCUAAAGUGAGCGACUUCGGUCUGACUAAGGAAGCGUCGUCCACUCAGGACACUGCCAAACUGCCUGUCAAAUGGACGUCACCUGAAGCACUGCGAGAGAAGAGGUUUUCCACCAAGUCAGACGUGUGGAGCUACGGCGUCCUGCUCUGGGAGAUCUACUUUGGCCGUGUGCCUUACCCUAGAAUUCCCCUAAAGGAAGUGGUGCCGCGGGUGGAGAAGGGCUAUAAGAUGGACGCGCCGGACGGCUGCCCCGCUGUGGUGUACGACCUCAUGAAGCAGUGCUGGAUCCUGGACCCGGCGGUGCGGCCGUCGUUCCGCAUGCUGCGCGAGAAGCUGCAGCACAUCAGAGCUAAAGAACUUUACCUGUGAAGUGGAGGAGGGGCGCCACGCCCAAGCGUUUCACCCAGGAGAAGGUGGCGAGGCGGGUAGCGGCGCUGUGGGCUGCUGUCGCUCCAACUUGUCCUUUCAUUCGUCUUUGGGACUUUUAUUGAUUUUCUUGGGGUUUAUUUUUAUUUUUUUUUUUUUUUUUUGGACUGUUAAUCUGGACACACUCGCGCUGUGUUUCUGUGGGGAGCACAAGCUUAUUAGGUGUGUGUGUGUGUGUGUGUGUGUGUGUGUGUGUGUGUGUGUGUGUGUGUGUGUGUGUGUGUGAAAGAGAUGGGAAAGCACGUCGUGUCCCAAUGGUGCCGUGCCAUUUUUUUUAUUACACCAUGCCGAUACCAUUUUGCCCAAAAGUAUUUGCGCCCCCACCCCUCCCCCUAUUUUUUUCUCUCUUUCUCUCUUUUUCUCCAACUCUUUCUCUUUAUCUUUAACAGUUGCAAUGACAUAAACAGGAGAAAGGCUGGCCUUUUCUUUGUUGUAUUGUCAGGUGCAUUCUCUCUCUCUCGCUUUCUCUCUCUCUCUCUCUCUUUCUCUCUCUCUCUCUUCUCUCUCUCAUUUACACCCUCUAUUCCCAGAUUUUUUGUUUCCUUCCUUCCUCUCGUGUCACCCGGCACAAGUUCUAGCUGCAUGCGUCUCCUUCUUGGUGUGUGUGUGUGUGUGUGUGUGUGUGUGUGUGUGUGUGUGUGUGUGUAUGAGAGUGAGUGAGGUAUUCGCUCUGUGCCUGAGUGCCUCCAGAUGGCAGGACUGAUGCCUCUUAUGUCCCCCUUCUCUGGAAUUGUUUUUAUUCCUUUAAUUUUUUCAGGGGUUUUUUGUUUUGUUUUUGUUUUUUUUAACGAUCGUCUUUUUCUUGUUGUUUUUGUUGUUGUUGACUUUGUGUUUAUUUUUCGGUCUCCUCACGUCAAUCAACAUCUGACCUGGGACAAGUGCAGAGAACUGGAACGAUGCACAAAUACACCUCUCUCACACACACACACACACACACACACACACACACACACACACAUCGUUAAAUAAACACACACACACACUCAUACAUGCAUUUCCCAGUAGAGCUCAAACUACGUCGGCCCAAAACAGGACCCACAAAGCAGUUUUACCCAUAAACCCCUGGGGGAAGCGGGGGGGGUGGAUGUAUCUGAAUACGGUAGAACUCUUCAUGCGUGAGCUUGUUUUAUAUUAAAAUGUAUUUAAAGAACUUAAAAUAAGAAGAAAACCUGAAAAAAGGCGAAGACGACUCAACUGACAGACGUGCGGAGGCUGACGGAUGAGAGAGCGAGGGAGUGAUGGAGAGAGAGGUCUGAGGUUAAUCUGUCAGUGCUUUUAAUGUUCAUUGUUUGAUUAUGCUGCCAUGAUUACGAAUAAAUCAUUCCAUCACACA
Silurus meridionalis is the source of this 3032-nucleotide messenger RNA. RefSeq names its product tyrosine-protein kinase CSK-like. Gene Ontology annotation, molecular function: ATP binding; protein binding; protein tyrosine kinase activity. The record is from RefSeq and is a predicted model, not a curated record. NCBI's taxonomy places the organism in Eukaryota, Metazoa, Chordata, Actinopteri, Siluriformes, Siluridae. Gene Ontology annotation, biological process: protein phosphorylation; adherens junction organization; regulation of Fc receptor mediated stimulatory signaling pathway.